AUGGCUUCCAAAGACAACUAUUAUGAAGAUUGCGUCUACUCCACAAGCAAAAAGACACUCUUUGCCCUCACCGACACUUUACAAUUGGAGGCUUGGGAGUUGGGACUUGACGGCUUCGCCCCGGAACUGAUACGAACUAUGGGUGAGUUUAGUAGUAUCCUCCACCGAAAAGUGAAUUUGACGACGAAGAAGGAGUUGUUACAGUCCAGAGGUGACUUGACAUGUUGGUAUCGUUACCAUCUGGUGGUUGCUGGAGAGGAUAUAAAUUCCUGCAGUGUUACUUCUUGCAGUGCCCUCCAUAUUCUUCAUGUCCCUGAGAUAUAA
This is a messenger RNA of Striga asiatica, 324 nucleotides long. Lineage: Eukaryota; Viridiplantae; Streptophyta; Magnoliopsida; Lamiales; Orobanchaceae. The record is from the annotation of a GenBank genome assembly.